This is a messenger RNA of Encephalitozoon cuniculi GB-M1, 771 nucleotides long. RefSeq lists its product as uncharacterized. The transcript has a single exon. NCBI's taxonomy places the organism in Eukaryota, Fungi, Microsporidia, Unikaryonidae. Gene Ontology annotation, molecular function: RNA polymerase II cis-regulatory region sequence-specific DNA binding; DNA-binding transcription factor activity, RNA polymerase II-specific. The record is from RefSeq and is marked provisional. Gene Ontology annotation, biological process: anatomical structure morphogenesis; cell differentiation; regulation of transcription by RNA polymerase II. The coding region runs from base 1 to 771 and encodes 256 amino acids.
AUGAUUUGCAGCAUGGCCUCCCUGGAACUUUUAGACAUUGGGCUUGAUGAAGGGGAUGAUGUCCGAGGUCUCUGGAGAUCUACAGGAGAUGAGGUGCUGGCGGAGGGUUUUCCGUACGAGCUCUUGGACGCCAGCCUCAGUGGUGAUGAGGCAAUCCACAGAUUCUACAUGAGAUGUGUAGACAGGGUGAGGCCUACAAGUCCUGAUAUAUGCAUUGACCCCCGGCGUCUUUGUGGUGACUGUGAAGAGGCAGGAGAGAGGAGCGAUAGCAUGAGGGUCCCCGAGAUGGGGAGAGACAGUAGUGAUGGCUUAAGAGCAAAGCCCACUUUUUCAUAUGCUCAGAUAAUAACACAGGCCAUAAGGACAAGUUCUGCAGGCAAGCUUACGCUCAGCGAGAUCUACAGGUGGAUUGAGGAUUCAUUUGAGUACUACAGGCAUGCGAAUCCUGUCUGGAAGAACUCCAUACGGCACAACCUGUCUUUGAACAAGUGUUUCAAGAAGGUUCCGCGGGAUCCUGGGACGCGGGGAAAGGGAGGGAAGUGGACGCUUGACUACGACUUUUUGGCGAAAGAGGAGUUCAAAAGACGAAGGAGGGCAAGGCGAUAUGAUGGCAAAGCUCUGGAUGUAUCUGAAGCGUCUGGAGACUCCUCGAACGAUGAGAGAGACGAUGGCUUUUGUAGCACCUAUGCGUCUUCUGAGGAUCUAGUGAACCAGAUGGAGAAAUUUGUGGCUUCCAGAAUCGGUUCAAGCAAGAAUGUAAAUAAAGUCUAA